This is a messenger RNA of Helicoverpa armigera (cotton bollworm), 1624 nucleotides long. RefSeq lists its product as uncharacterized. Lineage: Eukaryota; Metazoa; Arthropoda; Insecta; Lepidoptera; Noctuidae. The transcript has 3 exons. The coding region runs from base 52 to 756 and encodes 234 amino acids. Gene Ontology annotation, cellular component: membrane. The record is from RefSeq and is a predicted model, not a curated record.
CCAUGCGGCCACAGUAACUAUUCCCUCACCGCAACGCCAACAUCAAACAAAAUGUACCAAAAAGUGUUACUUCUAUCACUAUUCCUAACUCUAAGUUCAGCCAUCAAAGAUGAUCUUGGAUUUCGGUAUAUAAGCAAAGUUUACGAAGACUGCCAGAAUUCCAAUGGAUUUGUACCGUGUUUGAAGAAGAAGGCUAUAUUGUUUUUUGAUCGAGCAGCAAGGAUGGAUGUGAUACCUCUAGUUGCUGGUGUGGAUGUAGUAAAAACGACGAAUAUGGAAAUGCCUACUAUAAACGAGAAUGAUAUAGAGGCAGUGUUACCGAGGAAUUUGGGGAAAGAUGAAGCUUUGACGGAGAUGCUUUGGGAUCGGAUUGCAGCGUUCGCGAAUUCGAGGACAGUGCAGCUGUCUUUACCGAAGAUAUCUGGACAGGAUCUGAAUAAAGGCGUUGAAGAAGGUCGAGGGAAGAUGAAGAAGAUGAUGGGGAUGAUGAUGAUGGGAGGCGCCAUGAAGAUGGCAGCCAUGAUCCCGCUGGCGAUAGCUGGCCUGUUCGUGUUGGCGGGGAAGGCGUUGAUCGUGUCAAAGAUCGCUCUCCUCCUAUCAGGGAUCAUGCUCCUCAAGAAGUUGAUGUCAGCGAAGAGUGGUGGCGGCGGCGGCGGCGGCCAUGACAGUCACGGCUGGUCCUCUGGUGGAAGCAGUGGGGGGUGGGAUAGACGCGCGUAUGAUGAGCUGCCUUACUCCGCGUAUAAGAGGGAGUAAGACUCCUUUUUGGAAGGAAAUUUGGGAGUAGGUUCUGGAUGGUAUGAUGUGGGUAUUGGAUAAUUUAGUCUUGUAAUUUCUCCUUGUUAUGUUGUGGUCACCAAUGGAGCCUUUGUGUCAGUUUUCACAAAUCUGACGGCCUUAGGAGCUACGGGGAACGUUGCCAAACACUGACCACCAGAAUCCAGAGGAGUAAAUUUUUUUUUUUUUUUUGACACUUCAAAAUUAUUUCUUGGUAUUUUUUCUGGGAUAAAUGAGUACCUUUUAUACUUAUGCCUAAAAAUAUACCGAUUAUCCCUCUCCUACUCUUUGAAUGAGGAAAAUUCUCUAUCUGAUUGUUACAUGAAUGCAAUAAGGCUUGUACUUAUGUAGAGUAUCUCAACUGCGUAGCUUUCAGGUAAACUAUUCAUUGCAAAUAACUGUAAUUUCAAUAUUGCCCUUUGAUAUUGUAUCCAAUAACCCAUAUCAAGUAAACCUAUAUCGUAAUUUUACGUCCAAAUAUUAGACAACAAUUUAAUUUAUUUUAAUGUACUUAUAGAUAAUCUUUUAACAUACGGGACACUUGUUUUUUUCUAAAAUUAUUUAUUUGUGCUUAUAAUAAAUAAAUAAAUAUUCGAUAUAUUUUUGUAAGCCCACCAUUAAAAAAACAAGUGCCUUGUCUUUUAUUAUUGUACUUUAAAUAAAUUAUUAUUUUAUUUAUUAAAUAGAAUUUUAAAUAAAAAGGUGCUCUUGUAUAAUAAUAAUCGUUUUCAAAAAACGAUUUUUGGUACUUUUUAUUAAAAGGUUUAUUUAUUUUUAGUUUUUAAGUAACGACUGUUUUAUUUAAUUUAUUUAUUGCUAAUUAUUUGUGCCUGAAUACUCAAUAAAA